Molecule: messenger RNA, 4673 nt
Organism: Pongo pygmaeus (Bornean orangutan)
Lineage: Eukaryota; Metazoa; Chordata; Mammalia; Primates; Hominidae
Product: glutamyl-tRNA(Gln) amidotransferase subunit A, mitochondrial-like
Exons: 1
Coding region: 2650-3432 (260 amino acids)
Biological process (GO): glutaminyl-tRNAGln biosynthesis via transamidation; mitochondrial translation
Cellular component (GO): mitochondrion; glutamyl-tRNA(Gln) amidotransferase complex
Molecular function (GO): glutaminyl-tRNA synthase (glutamine-hydrolyzing) activity
Source: RefSeq, a predicted model, not a curated record
UGAAAUAUUUCAAACCUAUAAUAAAAUACUGAAAAUAACAUGAACAAACCUGCAGAGGACCACCAUUCAGUAUGAAUAAAUCUACACAUAGUUCCAUGUUUAUUUCACUUACCUGCAUUAUCUCCAAUGUUUUACUUAACUGUACAGGUAUCACUGUUCCUUUCUUCCCCAGAGGAAACCAUUAUCCAGGCUUUGGUAUUAAUCAUUUUGAAAAAUAUUUUUAUAUUAUUACUACACAUUUAUAAAUCCAUAAAAAAUAAUAUAAACUGUUUCAUACAAGUCAUUUAUUUUUUAAAAAAGUUAUUUAUAAGUUACUUUUCACAUCCAACAGUAGCUUAAGAAAUUUAUCUAUACUUAUCUAUGUAGCUCUAGUUAAUACAUUUCAAGAGGUGCAUACUAUUCCACCGUACGAACAUACCAAAAUUUAUUUAUCAUCUUUAUAUUAAGACAUUUGGUUUGUUCUCAAAUUUUUGUUACUUCAAGAGUACCAUAAUAAAUAGUUCUUGUUCAUGAUUCCCUGUACACACCUGAGUUUCCCCGGGGUGUAUAUAUAUAUAUAUAUAUAUAUGAAUAAAAUUACUUUCAACUUUACCAAAUAUUAGAUAAUUUUCUCCAAAGUAGUUGUGACAAUUAACAGUACUACCAGCAGCAUAUGGGAGGGCUCUAGUACCAUAUUGUUGGCAGCACAAAACAUUGACAGAUGCUCUAAUAUUUGAUAAUCUGAUGUAUGUUAACUAUCUUAAUGUUGCUUUCAUUUGAUAUUUCCUAGUGACACUGAACAUCUUUUAAUUUGGCUAUUCAAGGUUUCCUUGUUUUAUCCUUUGUACAAUUUUCAAUUUAGUUGUCCUUUUUUUUUUUUUUUUUUUUUAAAGAGAUGGGGUCUUAUUCUGUUGUUUAGGCUGGAGAAUAGUGAUGCAAUCAUAGAUCACUGCAGCCUCAAACUCCUGGGUUCAAGUGAUCCUCCCAUCUCAGCCUCCUGAGUAGCUGGGACUACAGAUGUGCACCACCAGGUCUGGCUAAUUUUUGUAAUUUUUGUAGAGGGCCUCAUUAUGUUACCAAGGCUGGUCUGGAACUCCUGGCCUCAAGUGAUCCUCCCACCUUGGCCUCCCAAAGUGCUGGGAUUACAGGUGUGGGCCACUACACCUGGCCUUCUUUAUAUAGAUAUAUGGAGUUCCUUCUGUAUUACUAAUUCUGUGUCUAUUUCAAUGAAUCGAAAAUACAUUAUCCCAAACAAUUCAAUCAUGUUUUUGUUGGGUGGGGAGGUGUUAUCUUCUGAUGCAGAUAAGUUUUAUUUAUUUAUUUAUUUUUUUUUUUGAGACAGGUUCUCACUCUGUCACCCAGGCUAGAGUGCAGUGGCAUGAUCACGGCUCACUGUAGCCUUGACCUCCUGAGGUCAAGUAAUCCUCUCGCCUCAGCCCCCAGAUAGCUGAGACUAAAGGCACAUGCCGUCAUGCCUGAAUAAUUUUUGUAUUUUUUGUAGAGAUGGGGUUUUGUCAUGUUGCCCAGGCUGGUCUCAAACUCCUGAGCUCAAGUGAUCUGCCCACCUUGGCCUCCCAAAGUGCUGAGAUUACAGGCAUAAGACACCGUGCCUGGCCUUAAAUUUUAAUAUAAUCAAUUUGCCAAUGUUUUUCUUUCUUAUGUGUUCUUUGUAUGUCUAAAGAAAUCCUCCCUUACAUUAAAAUUAUAAACCAAAUACUCGCUUCAAAAAGUUUUUAUGUGUUGCUUUUCACAUGUAGGUCCUGAAAUCUAUCAGAAAUUUAUUUCCUUGUGGGUGGAACAGAAUUUGCUUUUUCGCAAGUGGAAAACCAAGUAUAGUACUAUUUUGGGGUUUAUGAUGUUCAAAUGAACUAAAACGCCAUCUCAAUCAUAUUUCAAGUUUCCAUACAUAAGCUUAGGUCUUUGGCUGAUCUCCAUGUUCCUUUUCAUUCAUCCACUUGUCCACCCCUACAUCAGUAACAGUGCCUUUGUUAGUAUAACUCUAUAAUUUAUCUUGUUAUCAGGCAUGAAAAUAGCCAACAACAACACCCUCUUGGUCUGACUUGUUAUUCUUCCAAAUUGCUUUGGCUUUUAUUUUACAUAUAAAAACUUUAAGAUAAAUUUGUUAGGCUACAUUUAAAAAUCUCUAUAGGAACGUUUAAGAAUUGUUAUAUGUGUGUGUAUAUACAUAUAUUUCAUAUACAUGGUAUAUAUAUUUAAUAUUGAUAAAUAUUGUGUGAUAUUGAUAUUUAUAUAUAUACUUAACAAAUUUAUUUGUUUGAGACAGGUUCUUGCUCUGUCACCUGGGCUGGAGUGCAGUGGCACAAUCUUGGCUUACUGCAGCCUUGGCCUCUUGGUCUCAAGUUAUCCUCUCACCUCCCCAGUAGCUGGGAACACAGGUGCACACUACCACACCCAGCUAAUUUUUGUAUUUUUCUGUAGAGUUGGGGUACUGCCAUGUUACCCAGGCUGGUCUCAAACUCCUGGGCUCAGGUGAUCCACCCACCUUGGCCUCUCAAAGAGCUGGGAUUACAGGUGUGAGCCACCACACCCAGCGAAAAAUUACUGUCUUACAUGUGCAUCAAAUAUGCUGAAAGGUAAUGCUAUAGUAGUUCCGAAGUUGUUGGAUUAGGGAGCUCUACUAAUGGAAAAACAAAUUUAGAUGAGUUUGCUAUGAGAUCCGGAAACGCAGAAGGCGUAUUUGGACCAGUUAAAAACCCCUGGAGUUAUUCAAUACAAUAUAGAGAAAAGAGGAAGCAGAAUCUCCACUUUGAGAAUGAAGAUUCAGACUGGCUGAUAACUGGAGGAAGCUCAGGUGGGAGUGCAGUUGCCGUAUCGGCAUUCACAUGCUAUGAGGCUUUAGGAUCAGAUACAGGAGGGCUGACCAGAAAUCCUGCUGCCUACUGUGGGCUUGUUGGUUUCAAACCAAGCUAUGGCUUAAUUUCCCAUCAUGGUCUCAUUUCCCCGGAGAAUUCGAUGGAUGUGCAAGGAAUCUUAACCAGAUGUGUGGAUGAUGCAGCAAUUGUCUUGGGUGUACUGGCUGAACAUGAUCCUAAGGAUUCUAUCACAGUACAGGAUCCUGUUAAACCAUUCAUGCUUCCCAGUUUGACAAAUGUGAGCAAACUAUGUAUAGGUAUUCCAAAGGUAUAUCUUGUACUGGAAUUAUCAAGUGAAGUACGGUCUCUUUGGUCCAAAGCUGCUGACCUCUUUGAGUCUGAGGGGGCCAAAGUAAUUGAAGUAUCCUUUUCUCACAUCACUUAUUCAAUUGUCUGCUACCAUCUGUUGUGUACAUCAGAAGCAGCAUCGAGUAUAGCAAGAUUUGAUGGGCUACAAUAUGGUUACAGAUGUGACACUAAUGUGUCUACUGAAGCCAUGUAUGCUGCAACCAGACGAGAAGGAUUCAGUGAUUUUGUAAGAGGAAGAAUUCUCUCAGGAAAUGUUUUCUUGUUAAAAUAAAAGUAUGAAAAUUAUUUCAUCAAAGCACAGAAAGUGAGAUGCCUCAUUGCUAAUGAUUUUGUGAAUGGUUUUAACUCUGGAGUAUGCUAACUCCCACCACCUUGAGUGAGGCAGUACCAUACCUGGAGUUCAUCAAAGAAGACCACAGAACAGGAAGUGCCCAGGAUGAUAUUUUUACACAAGCUGUAAACAUGGCAGGACUGUCAGCAGUGAGUAACCCUGUUGCACUCUCAAACCAAGGGUUGCCAAUAGGACUGCCGUUUACUGGACAUGCAUUUUGUGACUAGCAGCUUCUUACAGUAGCCAAAUGGUUUGAAAAACAAGUAAAGUUUCCUGUUAUUCAACUUCAAGAACUUAUGGAUGAUUGUUCAUCAAUCCUUGAAAAUGAAAAGUUAGUCUCUGUCUCUCUAACACAGUAGGGAUAAAUAUAUCAUGCAAAAUUUUUAAAAAUUGUUGCCUUUAUACUAUCAAGUUUAUUUCCCAUGAAUAUUGCAUAAAAUUCCGUUUAUUCAAGUCCUUUCUUGUUCUUCAAUGAUCACAUAAUUGCCAUACAUUAAUUUAAUAAUUUUUAUUGAAUACCAUAUUGAAAACUAAAUUUAAUAUUUUAAAUGACUCUAGAAUAUACAUUCUUUCCAAGCACACUGGAACAUUCUCCAAGAGAGCCUAUACUCUGGGCCACAAAACAAUUCAAUAACUAAGAUUAAAAUCAUGCAAAAAUAGUUUUUCUGUUGACAAAAAAAUUUGUGGAAACAUCAGAUAUUUGAAGAGCUUAAAAAUAAAAAACACUCUUAAAUAAGUUAUGGGUUGAAGAAGAAAUAAAAAAAGGCAGGAAAAAAUAUUUUCAAUUGAAUGAAAAUGAAAACACAACAUACUAAAAUUUAUGGGAUAGAUGUAAGGCAAAGCUUAGAGGGAAAUUUAUAGUUUUAAAUAUCUAUAUCAGAAAAGAAGAAAGCUAUCAGAUUAAUAUUCUAUGGUUACAUCUUUAAAAACUAGAAACAGGGCCAGGCGCAGUGACCCACACCUGUAAUCGUAGCACUUUGGGAGGCUGAGGUGGGUGGAUCACGAGGUCAGGAGAUUGAGACCAUCCUGGCCAACACGGUGAAACCCUGUCUCUACUAAAAAUACAAAAAUUAGCCGGGCGUGGUGGCAUGUGCCUGUAGUCCCAGCUACUCAGGAGGCUGAGGCAGGAGAAUUGCUUGAACCCAGGAGGCAGAGGUUGCAGUGAGCCAAGAUAGCGGCAC